Messenger RNA from Arvicanthis niloticus (Nile rat), 3961 nucleotides. It is a transcript of the gene Tia1, whose product is annotated as TIA1 cytotoxic granule associated RNA binding protein. Gene Ontology annotation, biological process: mRNA splicing, via spliceosome. Gene Ontology annotation, cellular component: U1 snRNP; precatalytic spliceosome; U2-type prespliceosome. Gene Ontology annotation, molecular function: U1 snRNA binding; mRNA binding. Lineage: Eukaryota; Metazoa; Chordata; Mammalia; Rodentia; Muridae. The record is from RefSeq and is a predicted model, not a curated record.
UCUUAAACAUAAAAUGAACUCUCUUGAAAGGGUAUUCACUAACCACCUCAAGUUUUUAAAUUUGAUAUUGGUUGGGGGGAGUGGGGCGGAAAUCUAUAGUAUUUCUAUUCGUUUCUGGCAAUAUUUUUCCUUCUUCCCAUUGUUGACCAAGUGUGGCUUGUCCACGACUUUGUUGCUAGUUCAAGCUCUCUGUCCCCCUUGGUAGCAGCUGAUGCCUUAGAAAUACUUUCACCACCUAAAGGGCAAGAUACCCUACUUCCCUGAGGUCACCUGGGCUUCAUACCCAGAUCUUCCAGUGCUCAAGGUACUCCUGAAACAGUGUUUCCAGAAGAGCAACCCAGUGUGUUGCUUAAGGCCUGCAAAUAGGGGUAACUUCUCUUUCCAAAUCUACUUUGUCAAAGUCGAUGUAUGUGUUCAUUGUAAAGUGUUCCUCAGAAAGUUUGGCUUUUCAAAGCUUCACAUAUGGGAUGGUUAUUUUUCUCCAAUGCUUUUUUUAAUGGUGCCGAUAUAAAGUGAAGGGAUUACUGUUUUCCUUCUGUUGCCUUCAGUCUUAGUUCACUUGCACAUGGAUUCACAUAAACUGAAUGGUGUAAUGUCUGGGCAACCAAAACUGUUGGCUUUUGAGAAAACUGUCAAAUACUUUAACAUCAAACUGUUGCAAUGCAAGAUCAUUUCCAUGUGUUUGUUGGUGACCUCAGUCCAGAAAUCACAACCGAAGACAUCAAAGCAGCUUUUGCACCGUUUGGAAGAAUUUCAGAUGCCCGUGUGGUAAAAGACAUGGCUACCGGGAAGUCUAAGGGAUAUGGCUUUGUCUCCUUUUUCAACAAAUGGGAUGCAGAAAAUGCCAUUCAGCAGAUGGGUGGCCAGUGGCUUGGUGGAAGACAAAUCAGAACUAACUGGGCAACCAGAAAGCCUCCAGCUCCAAAGAGUACAUAUGAGUCGAACACUAAACAGCUGUCAUACGAUGAGGUUGUGAGUCAGUCCAGUCCCAGCAACUGCACUGUGUACUGUGGAGGGGUGACGUCAGGACUGACAGAACAACUAAUGCGUCAGACUUUUUCUCCAUUUGGACAAAUAAUGGAAAUUCGAGUCUUCCCAGAUAAAGGAUAUUCAUUUGUUCGGUUCAGUUCCCAUGAAAGUGCAGCACACGCGAUUGUUUCUGUUAAUGGUACUACCAUUGAAGGGCAUGUGGUGAAAUGCUAUUGGGGCAAAGAGACUCUUGAUCUGAUAAACCCCGUGCAACAGCAAAAUCAAAUUGGAUAUCCACCAGCGUAUGGCCAGUGGGGCCAGUGGUAUGGAAGUGCACAACAGAUUGGCCAGUAUGUGCCUAAUGGUUGGCAAGUGCCUGCCUAUGGAAUGUAUGGCCAGCCGUGGAGCCAGCAGGGAUUCAAUCAGACCCAGUCUUCUGCACCGUGGAUGGGACCCAAUUACAGUGUGCCGCCACCUCAAGGGCAGAAUGGCAGCAUGCUGCCUAAUCAGCCUGCUGGGUAUCGAGUGGCCGGGUAUGAAACCCAGUGAAAACAGACUACAGAGUGGAAGCCAGUGGCUUGAAGCCACCGGGAGGGUAGGAAAGCUGUUGUUUACUUAAAAGAUUUAUCAAAUCAGUCAGUACAAAUGCCAGAUACAAUGUAUUUAUUUAAAAGAUCCAUUUUUUAAAUCAUGAUAUUACUUUUCAUCCACAUUGUUCUAAAAAGGAACAAGAUAGUGGAUGUCUGCCAAUUUUUGCCUUCAUUAUCUUUUUUGAUAAAGUUUCUCAGAUCCUUGUUUCAAAGACAAAUGCAGGGAUUACUGCCACAUUUUUAAAAAUAAGAGGCAGAAAAUUGCACAAUGUUGAACUUUUUUCCACUGAAAUAGUGUGCAGUUUUAGUUUGCAUUCCUGAUAUGAUUUAAAACAUGUAAUAUAGAUGUAAAAAAAAAAAAAAAGCCAAACUUGUGCAAAGUCUAGAAGUUCUUUAUGACUUUCAGCGUGUGCACAGUUGUCUUAGGUUUAAAGAGUAGGCAUUGCGUGAACUAUACCAUCUCCACUAUUAUCCCUUUGGAAUUUUUAAAUGUAAAUUAUUAGUUUAUAUCAUUUUGUAUCCACAUUUUUUUUCACAAAUUUGUCCUGCCUUAUGUAAAAUCUGUAAAAUAUUCUUAAAUGAAAAAAAAAUGAUGUUCACUUAGAUUGAAAACUUUUCUCAGAUGGACUGAUAAUUGCAUUCAUCUUGUUUUUAUAAGAGAAGGUGCCUCAAGGAUUCCCUGUUGGAUUUGUUUAAAAGGACUUUUUAUCUUCUGUGAUAGCCUUUGCUAUGUACCAGGAACUAGGAAAACAAGACACUUGUUACUAAAGAGAAUCUUCGAUGUGAUGAGUCCUCACCCUCAUCAGUUGGUGUGUCAACAUCUACGUUUACAUGUGUUGUUUUCUAAGAUACUUCAGCAGUAAUAUUUGCAGUCAGCAAACUUUGUAUGUCAUUCCCUUCCUACAGGUGUCAUGAAGAGUUGAUGUAAGACAGUUUUUACAUUUGCAUGUGAAUAUCACAUACAUACUUUGGUAGUCUUUGAUACAAACUCAUCUGCUCUUGUUUUUCAAGAAUUUUGAUACACAAAGUUGUAUGUAAAGGAAUAUAUUAAUUAGAUGGGUUUUUUAGUUGGAUUUACUUUAAAAAGUAAAUCCACUUUAAUAUGUACAAAUGAUAGCUGUGAAACUAUAGAAUAUUUCUCUGUCAGGCUUGGGAUUCAUUAAGAACUCCAAAACUAGCCUGAAGGACCAGCCAGGCAAAACAUUUUUUAAAUAUUCAGAGGCCAAAAUAUGAACAAACAAAUUUAAAAAACCCUUAAAAGUCCUACCUCCUUACAUAGCCUUCAAGGAAGAAGCUGCUCAGCAUAGGUGUGACCGUAGUUCUUUGGUACCUGAUCUCCUGGAGCUCCCAUAUCACUGUUUUUGAGGUUUGCUCUUUGCUGACAUUGUUCUAGCCUUAGGGUUUCUAAUACAUUUCAGAGUCUCUUGGUUUGGUGUGGUUUCAGUGAUGACCACAACCUUCUCCUUGAAAGCAGAGGAAGGAGCCCCUGUGCACUGUGGGUUUGAGACCUGCGGAGAGCUCCCAGCAUUUUACGUAGGCCUGUGGAACUGGAAGCAUUUCCUGGCCUGUAUCUUUCAGGUAGGAGCACACAACUCUAACCUGUUUUCUAAGCCAGUCCCCUGAUACAACAGAGCCCAGGAAGACCGUCUCAGAUGUGUGCUUCUCCGGAGCUCAGUUCUAUGCAGUUGUGCUAACGUUUCAUUAAGUCACUGUGUAGUUUUAAGUACUAAAACAUUGAAAUUUGCUUUAUGGAAGAAUAAAUUUUUUAAAUACAUGGAAAUUUUAUUUCUUUGUAAACUUCUACAGAUCAGGACAGGCAAUAAAAGUAGCUUAAAUAAAAUACUAAAAACAAAAAGACAAAAGCCCACACAUCAGGAAGCUAUUUUUAGGUUUUCUGGAUUUGUCUCUAUUCUGGCAUCCUCAGUAUUUCUCUCUGUUUAAGAAUUUUACUUCCUUUGUAACUUUACACUGCAGGAUCUUUUGGACACAAGUAAUUUAUUUUGUGCAAAAGUGUAGUUUCUCUCUUCUUUUGACUCUUUCAUUUCAUGUACUAAGGACUUUUAUUUAGUAGCAUAUUCUUACUGCACAGAUCUUAAAAUUCGUGUUGAUUUGCUGUCGAGAAGGUGGUAGUGCUGUGUUCCUGAUGAAAGACUGACAUUUCAGGAACAUAGCUGUUGUUAGUUUAAAUGAGUCAUUUAAAUCAUUUCUCAACCUAAAAAACUUCAUCCUGGUGAUAGUAUCAGGAAAGAAAAUGAAGGUUUUUAAAGUGAACUUCCUUGCAAUAUGCAUUCAGGUUUUACUCUCUGGUACUGUAAAGACCUGAGUGACUCUCGGUGGGUCAUGGAGCCAGUAUUCUUUAUCCUAACUGUUUGGAUAUUAAAAUUUCUUUAUGUUUUCUAUGA